AUGCAUCAGGAUUCCCGUGUCUGGAUUGCUGUCCUAAGGCAUGGAUAAUGAACUCAAACCAGCAUAUCACAAAAACACUGAUGAGGACAGAGCCUGGUGUGGAAGCCAUGGUCAUAACCCCAGCACCAACAGGAAAACAUGCAUCAGGAUUCCCGUGUCUGGAUUGCUGUCCUAAGGCAUGGAUAAUGAACUCAAACCAGCAUAUCACAAAAACACUGAUGAGGACAGAGCCUGGUGUGGAAGCCAUGGUCAUAACCCCAGCACCAACAGGAAAACAUGCAUCAGGAUUCCCGUGUCUGGAUUGCUGUCCUAAGGCAUGGAUAAUGAACUCAAACCAGCAUAUCACAAAAACACUGAUGAGGACAGAGCCUGGUGUGGAAGCCAUGGUCAUAACCCCAGCACCAACAGGAAAACAUGCAUCAGGAUUCCCGUGUCUGGAUUGCUGUCCUAAGGCAUGGAUAAUGAACUCAAACCAGCAUAUCACAAAAACACUGAUGAGGACAGAGCCUGGUGUGGAAGCCAUGGUCAUAACCCCAGCACCAACAGGAAAACAUGCAUCAGGAUUCCCGUGUCUGGAUUGCUGUCCUAAGGCAUGGAUAAUGAACUCAAACCAGCAUAUCACAAAAACACUGAUGAGGACAGAGCCUGGUGUGGAAGCCAUGGUCAUAACCCCAGCACCAAGUAAGUAAGGCAGAAGGAUGUGAACCCAGGCAGCAGCGGGUCACACCUUUAAUCUAGCAGCUGCAUUAGUUAGCUAUGGAGGCCAGGGAGCCGUGGGACACACCUUUAUUCCCAGCAGCCACACUAGUGUUAGAGGCCAGGCUGUGGUGGGACAUACCUUUAAUCCCAACACCCAUGAGAAGCAGGCAGAAGGAUCUAUUUCAAGGCUACCCUGAACUACAGGAAACGGAUCGUUU
Mesocricetus auratus (golden hamster) is the source of this 917-nucleotide messenger RNA. RefSeq lists its product as uncharacterized. Lineage: Eukaryota; Metazoa; Chordata; Mammalia; Rodentia; Cricetidae. The record is from RefSeq and is a predicted model, not a curated record. Bases 48 to 689 code for a protein of 213 amino acids. The transcript is spliced from 5 exons.